AUGAUUAAAUACUUACUCAUUUGCCUCCUAGCUAUUGUUACCAACGGUACAGUAUUGGGAAUUGAUUUCGGAUCUGAAUUUAUCAAAGCAGUUUUAAUAAGUCCAGGCAAAUCUUUCACAAUAAUUGAGAAUACUACAAGCAAACGAAAAACAGAAAAUGCUGUAAGAUCUAUAAUCUAAGCUUAAGAUUGCAUUUUACAAUAAGGAGCGCUUGUACGAAAGUGAUGGUGUUUCCAAGAAAUCCAAAUCUCCUAAGAAUACAUUUACAUUCUUAAACAAAUUUUUAGGAGCAUUAGCGAAUGACGAAAAAAUCGUAGAAAUUUCCAGACAGUCCUAUGAAGACUUUAAAAUAGAGAUUGAAGAGGUAAGGAUACUAAACAUAUGAUUUUAGAGAGAAGGAACAUUUGCCUUUGAAGUUGAUGGCGUAUAAGUAGAAGGAAAGGACACUAUGAUAGUAAAGGUCGAAGAAUUGGCAGGAAUGGUUCUUAAAUUUAUAGCUAAGUUAGUGGAUUUCAAUCAUUAGAUCUAAAUCAAAGAUGUUGUAUUGACAGUACCAAGUGAAUGGAACAUAAGUUAGAGAUCGUAAUUUAAAAUUAAAUAUUUUAUAUAGUGCAUUAAAAUCAGCCGCUUAAUUAGCAGAAUUAGAAGUUUUAGGAAUCAUCAAUGAAAAUACAGCAGCUGCUCUAUAUUAUGCCCUUGAACGUUAAGAUGAGAAUAAGCACACUGCUUUAUUUUAUAACAUAGGUUCAUAUAAUGUUCAAGUGUCUUUGGUUGAAUUCUAGGCUGUAGAUGCUCAAAAGAAAAAGAUUGAAACAUUAAGAGUUCUAGCUGACUAUUCCAUCCCAAAUGCAGGUGGCCAAUCUUUAGAUAUCUUACUAGCAAAUCACUUUGCAAAGGAAUUCGAUAAUCAACCAUCAAGAAAAGGAAAGAAGUCUAUUUUUACAAACUCUAAAGCAAUGAAUAAACUAUUAAAGGCAUCUAAUAAAUACAAAGAAAUAUUAUCAGCAAAUAAAGAGACUUAGGUUUAUUUGGAAGGUUUGAUUGAUGGAGAAGAUUACACUACAUCAAUUUAGAGAUCAACUUUUGAAUCAUUAUUCGAAAAUAAACUUGAACAAUUGAUAGAACCAAUUAAUUACGUUUUAGAAAAAUGCAACAAAACUAAAGAGGAUAUCAAUAUCGUUGAAUUAAUAGGUGGAGGCAUUAGAGUUCCUAAGAUCUAAUAGGUGUUAGCUACCUAUUUUGGAAGUGUAGAAGUUGGAACACAUUUAAAUGGGGAUGAAUCUAUGGCAUUUGGUGCUGCAUUCCAUGCUGCUAAUCUAUCUCAUUCAUUCAAAGUUAGACCAGUUUAAUUGACUGACGGUUUUAGUUUCAGCAGUUCUAUUGAAAUUAAUGGAGUUAAUAAUGAUGACGAUUAUCAUAAAGAAUUCUCAUUGUUUGGAUACAAGAAGAAAUAUGGAAGUACUAGAUCUUUGGAAUUCACUUAUGAUAAAAAUUUAAGAUUAGAUAUCUAUGUGGAAAAAGAUGGCUAGAAAUCAAAAUUAAUGUCCUAUCAUUUAAACAAUAUUACUAAUGCCACAGAACUCAAUUUCAGUAAACCUGAAAUCUCACUCACUUUUAAAUCCACUUCAAAUGAGUUUAUAAAGUUAGAAAGUGCUGAAAUGAAAGUUGAGGAAAUUAAAUUAAUUGAAAUCAAACCUAAUGUUACAGCUACUAAUACAACAUCAUCAUAGGAUAAAGAUAAAUCAACAAAUAAAACUGAAACAAAAGAUAAUGAAAACUCUGAAGAAGGUGAUCUUUCUGAAGAAACUGAAAAGCAACCAGAUGAACCCUAAUAAACAGAAGAGCAACCAAAAGUUACCGAAUAAGUCAACUAAGAACCUUAAUUCAAAAAAUAGAAAUUUAUUCAUACUUUCCCCAUCAAUUAUACUAUUACUCAUCAUGUAGUCUUGGGAUUAAAUCAAUAAGAGAUUGAUGAAUCAAAAAAAAUUAUUAAAUAAUUUGAAACUGCUGAAGAAAAUAGCAGAAAGUUGAGUGAAAUUAAGAAUAAAUUGGAAUCCCUUAUUUAUACAGUCAGAGAAGUCAAAGAUGCUGAAUAUUUCUAAAAGGCUUCAACUGAAACAGAAAGAGCUGAAAUCUUAAAGACAAUUGAAGAACAUUCUGAAUAUCUUGAUAGUGACGAAGCAUGGACAGCUGAUUUUGAAAAAUUCAACACUAAGUUUACUUAAUUGAAUAAUUUGUAAUUUUUAUUCCUAAACUAAAUAGGUUAAAACCAAUCCAAGUUAGAUUAGAUGAAGCUAAGGCUAGACCCUAAUUCAUUAAUGAAACAAUCACUAAAUUGACUGAUUUCCACAAGAAAGCCAAUAAUCUUAAUUCAACUAUGCCUUGGGUUCCUGAAGAGAAAAAAGUAAAAUUCUUAGGACAUCUUGCAAAUACAACAGAUUGGUUGAAAUCAAAAUUAGAAGAACAAGAGAAGAGGGAAUUGCACUAAGAUCCAGCAUUUUUAAUUGAAGAUUUGAAGAAAAAGAUGGAUAAAGUGAGCGAAGAGUACACUAAAAUAAAAUCAAUAACUAAACCUAGAAAAGUAUAUAUAAUAAUUAUCAUAUAAGACUUAGGAAUAAAAAGAUGAAGAAAAAAAGAAGAAAGAGGAGAAAAAGCAAAAUAAAAAAGAUGCAGAAUCUGACUCAACAAAGGGUUCAAAACAAUAAGAAUAAAAUUAACAAGAUGAAAAAGAAGAAUAAUAAAAUUAAUAAUAAUAAUAUGAUGAAAAUUUUUAAGAUUAAUAGGAUAGUCAGACCUAAGGAGACGGCGAUCCAACAAUUGAGGAUUUGUGA
This is a messenger RNA of Paramecium octaurelia, 2831 nucleotides long. NCBI's taxonomy places the organism in Eukaryota, Ciliophora, Oligohymenophorea, Peniculida, Parameciidae. The record is from the annotation of a GenBank genome assembly.